AUGUUGACCAUAUUCCUUUGGUUGCUACUGCUGACAAUUGGAGACUUCAAAGCCGCCUUAUGCUUUUGCCGAAACUAUGAAUCCGCAACAGCUAAAAGACACUACUUUAGCGUUGUUGAAAGUUCUCAGUAUUCUUUUGAUGAGACCCAUAGCGGCAUCAACAACGACAAGUUCCACAAACAGGAUGGUAACUCAAUCCUUGGAACUGUAUGUGUAGAUUACUCUGCGGCGAAUGAAUAUAUUCGAGCACAUUAUGGGGAUCAGUCACCACGACUACCGUUGUAUUUCGAACAAGAAGAAUCAAUUGAAACAGUACAUGAUGCACGGUGUGGUGUUCCCUGUACUACUACUGCUGCUGCUACUACUACUACGAAUAAAGAAAACCCACUGAUAGGGGAUGAUACCACGACAAAUACCGUGGCUAGUUUGAAGACUUGCGGUUUUACUUUGGUUUCACCACCAGCCAUAUCUCCUGAAGAUGUCCAACAGAAUAACUGGAAUAAUUUGGAAUGGAUACAACGCAAUCGCCUACCUCAAUGGCGAAAAAGCUUGAAGCAACUGUACAACCAUGAUGCUCCCAACCAUCAGCGGACCAUUCGACACAUGCUCUUUUGGAAUCCCAUGUUGCGCGGACCACCACGAAAACCAAUAACAACUACGACUCCUUACAAUAAUGAUUAUGGGGGCAAUACUGAAAGCUUUUCGUCAACUCCAAAAGCAAGUUAUGCUGCGUUGCCCCACAUUGAUAUGGAUGUCAAUGCCUAUGAUAACUUUGAAGACUUUUUGGAUUUGAUGGAAAAUAAUGAGGUUGAGAUACUCGAUGCUAGUGACGGUGGCACUUUAUCAGCCAAUCAAGAACGAAUACGACAACGACGCCAGGAUAUCUUGGAUUCCAUCCAAAAUAAGCAUCGUGGUUUUGCCAUUGUGAAUGCUUGGUGCAAUGUUGGCAAGCAUCCUGUUCGAAAGGACCCUUUGGGUCUCUUUUCUGUCCAAUAUGACGAUGAUAAGACGACGUCCAGCAUUGCAGCCUUUCCAAUGGCAGCCCCCAACAUGAACAAGAGUCAUUGGUACGCCUUUUCGGACAUGAUCCCCAACGAGGUGCUCUACUUUUGCCAAUACGACCGAGAUACAUCGUGGCCGUCCGACUUGUGGCAUUGUAGUCUGGAUGGCAUUGUGACGACAAAGCAUCAGGGACAACAAACCAAUUUACCACCACGGGAAUCCUUUGAUAUUCGCUGUCUACUUGUCUUUGACGAAGAGGUACCGCUGGAGCAAGAUAGGUUUCAACGGGCAAAUCGACUGAGUUCUCUUUUGUCACUGGAAGAAUCUGGGUGCUUCUGCGAGGGGCAAUUCGAAGAGCGACGAAGAGAAGACGGUGUUUCGGAUUGA
Messenger RNA from Cylindrotheca closterium, 1389 nucleotides. Lineage: Eukaryota; Bacillariophyta; Bacillariophyceae; Bacillariales; Bacillariaceae. The record is from the annotation of a GenBank genome assembly.